CUUCUCUCAUGCUGAGUUCACCGAUUGAUAUCGUUCAGUUGUAUAUAAUACAUAUAAAGUGAAUGAUAAGAAAUAAUAUAUGCUGUCUUGCGAUUAUCGCCUCGAUGGAUCAUCAUUAUACGAAUAUUUGCGCCCCCGCUACAGUAGAGGAGUCACUGUGUGGCUUCGCUCGUAGGGUAAAGAUCUCCACGACGGUGACGUACGCUGACACUGCUGACAGCUGUCUCAGAGUCCCAGUCCACUAACGUGAGCACCAUCGGGAUCUUCCGGCUCCGUUUCUUCCUCGACUCGUAUCCUUCCGGAUAGAUCUUGCCACGCGAGCCAUGUCGAUCUCGCAUAGCUAGCUAGUAGAUCAACAGACAACAGCAGAUCUCGGAGUUAAUCUGCGUGAAAGUGUAGCUCCGUGUCGCUUCCCAUGUCAUAAUGCGUGAUUUGCGCACCGUCAUCCUUAUCGUCAAUCGCCGUUAAGAUUUUCCUCUCCUCUGCCCGUGGCAACGCAGUCCAGUCCGUCACAUCCACGUGCGAUGUAAAUAAUACGCCGCUUAGCCAUGACUCAUGCGAACGAUGCAGACCGAUACAUUUCCAUAUGAUUUACGACUUUUACGAGAAUCUCCGGAGCGCGGAUAUGAUCGCGACAGCCAAGGAACGAUACUUGGACGACACGUUUAGGAAUCCAUGUGUAAUAAAUAUGUACUGACGUGCACUGCAACGUGUGGAAACCCUUUAAGGUGACACUUGGUUUUGUCAUGCGGAAUAGAUCGAUCAGUAUUAUCUUUGGCUCCCUCAUCUUAUGGGCUCUGGCUACAUACUUUUUAUUUCUGGACCAACAAUCGGUUGGCAAGGAUCAGGACAAGGACAAGGACAAGCUAUCAAAUCAAAUCAGCAGAUUAGAAAAACAAGUGAAACAGCAGAUAAUUAUAAAUCAGGAACUUCUGGAAGAAAUCAAUGAGAGCAAACGUCUUAAGAAAGAAUACGAUAGGUUAAAUGUCCAAUUGCCAAUAGAUGCAGAAAAAGACAAACACAAAAAACAUGAAACCAAUAAGGAUAAAAGUAUAUUAUUGCAAAAGAUCGAAAACAAAAAUAAUUGGAAGAUAUCUCAAAAUGAACAGGGGCCGACACAAGAUGCUGUCUUAUCUACAGAGGCAGCACAUAGUACUCCUUUGAGGCAUAAACUUCCUGAUGGAUCUCCAAUAAUAGCUAUUUUGGUUGUUUCUUGUAAUCGUAUUACAGUAGAGCGAUGUUUAAAUCAGUUAAUUAAGUUAAGAUCUAGCAAAGAACAGUUCCCAAUAGUUGUAUCUCAAGACUGUGAUCAUCGACCAACUGCUGAUGUCAUAGCAAGAUAUGGAAAUCAGCUGCUACAUAUAAAGCAACCUGAUCAAUCUGAUAUUGAAAUACCACCUAAAGAAAAGAAAUUCAGAGGCUACUUCAAAAUUGCACGUCACUAUAAAUGGGCGUUAAAUCAAGUGUUUCUAAAGCUUGGAUAUAGUACUGCAAUUAUAGUUGAAGAUGACUUGGACGUUGCUCCAGACUUUUACGAGUACUUCCUGGGAACUUAUCCUCUGUUAGUGAAUGAUAGUUCUCUUUGGUGUAUAUCAGCGUGGAAUGAUAACGGUAAAGCUGGCUUGGUGGAUGAACAUGCGCCUCAUUUACUUUAUAGGACAGAUUUCUUUCCUGGCUUAGGUUGGAUGCUUACGCGCGAUUUAUGGUUGGAGCUAGCACCAAAAUGGCCCAAAUCAUAUUGGGAUGAUUGGAUAAGACAGCCAGAACAGCGUAAGAAUAGAGCUUGCAUCCGCCCGGAAAUCUCGCGAACUAGAACAUUCGGCAAACUUGGAGUCAGCAACGGCUUAUUCUUUGAAAAACACCUGAAAUACAUCAAGCUGAAUGAACAAUUUGUGCCUUUCACCAAGAUGAAUCUAUCCUAUUUACUAAAAGAUAAUUACGAUAUAUCUUUCGUCAACCAAGUGUAUCAGUCGACAGUGGUUAGCUAUUUGGAAUUGAAAAGUGGAAAUAUAGUUGCCCCUGGUCCAGUACGAAUACCAUACUAUACUCGUCAGUCGUUUAAAAAUACUACCAAAUUGCUUGGUUUAAUGGACGAUUUCAGAAGCGGUGUGCCGAGAUCAGGAUACCGUGGUGUGGUGACGUUUUUCUAUAAUGGUAGACGCGUGCAUUUAGCACCGAGUGCGAACUGGAAUGGUUAUGAUAUAACAUGGAGCUAACACAUGAUUAUACUCUACAAAGACUUGUAGAUUGCGCAGAAAUAUUGCGUGCAUCUUUUCUUUGAUAUUCAACAGAAUAAGUGAAUAUAACAAUUGUGAGAUAAACUGACAGUGAGAUCUGUAUUUAAAUCUACAGUGUACGGCUAUGCUCUGUAGAAUUAGGUAGAAGCCGGUGUUACAUUCCUCAUGUAAUCGGUUUGGAACAUGAUCUUUCUUACAGAAAGAUAUGUUACAUAUAUUUCGAUAAGUUUAUGUAUGAUUUAUGUAAAUGAAUAUUAUACAUACAUAUAAAUAAAUAAAUAAAUAUAUAUAUAUAUAUAUAUAUAUAUAUAUAUAUAUAUGUAUGUAUGUAUGUAUGUAUGUAUGUCAUAAAUUCAUUUACAAUACAUAUACUAUUGUAAAGCUGCGUUUCUAAAAAUUACAUUCAUCAUUUUUUGGUACAUAUUUAAAUGAUCGCUGAAGAGUUGAGUGUAUAUAAAAUGUAGUCAUAUUGAUAAAGCAAUACUCUUGAUUAAUUACAAUGUAUCUUCCAAAAUAAGAAUAUGUUGAUAUAUUUUUGCUCAUACUGUUUUCGAAAAUUAAUUUUGUUAUGAAGUCAUGUGAUGUAUGACAAAUGAAGUAUAAUUUUAUCGAAAAAUUUAAUCAAA
Solenopsis invicta (red fire ant) is the source of this 2863-nucleotide messenger RNA. RefSeq names its product alpha-1,3-mannosyl-glycoprotein 2-beta-N-acetylglucosaminyltransferase (gene Mgat1). Gene Ontology annotation, molecular function: alpha-1,3-mannosylglycoprotein 2-beta-N-acetylglucosaminyltransferase activity. Gene Ontology annotation, cellular component: Golgi apparatus. Lineage: Eukaryota; Metazoa; Arthropoda; Insecta; Hymenoptera; Formicidae. Gene Ontology annotation, biological process: protein N-linked glycosylation. Bases 747 to 2216 code for a protein of 489 amino acids. The record is from RefSeq and is a predicted model, not a curated record. The transcript is spliced from 13 exons.